Messenger RNA from Mytilus trossulus (common blue mussel), 562 nucleotides. RefSeq lists its product as uncharacterized. The transcript has 2 exons. Gene Ontology annotation, molecular function: protein binding. NCBI's taxonomy places the organism in Eukaryota, Metazoa, Mollusca, Bivalvia, Mytilida, Mytilidae. Bases 41 to 460 code for a protein of 139 amino acids. The record is from RefSeq and is a predicted model, not a curated record.
CUUAUCUUGUACAGACAAGUGGUAGACAUCAGUCACAAUCAUGAAUUCCAUCACGCUCGUUUUAACUUUUUGUCUGACUAUAAAUUCACUAUCUGCUACCUUAGAAGACAAUAAGCUUCAGCAUCUUGAGAAUGUCGUGAAGGAACUGCAACAACAACACCAACAACAGAGACAGGAAGAUCUGAAGAGGAUAGAAUCGCUUGAAAAUGAACUGUCGGUACAUAAUCGUCGGACUCGUUUGUUAUUGGAUUCUGCUGUACCAGAACACUCGAGGGUAUCGUUUAUGGCUCAUUUAUCUAAAGAUUUGUCAAGAGCUGGAAAUAAUCACACCAUUCAUUUUGACCGUGUUAUUACAAACAACGGCCACUCAUAUAACCCACUCGUGGUAUAUUUCAUACCCCUGUUACAGGAACUUAUGUUUUCAUCUGGACGACAACUAAUAGAGACCACAGUUUCAUGAAUUCAGAGUUGUUGAAAAAUGGAGUUCGUGUCGCGCGAUCUAUGUCCGAUGCUAUGGAUCACGCAGAUUAUGCUGUUGCUACAAGCUUUGCAGUUAUUAAUU